Molecule: messenger RNA, 2595 nt
Organism: Scheffersomyces coipomensis
Lineage: Eukaryota; Fungi; Ascomycota; Pichiomycetes; Serinales; Debaryomycetaceae
Exons: 1
Biological process (GO): rRNA processing
Cellular component (GO): small-subunit processome; nucleolus
Source: RefSeq, a predicted model, not a curated record
GAAGAAGAUGAUGAUGAGGAUGAUGAAGAAGAGUUUGAAGAUGAAGAAAUAGAUUCAGAUGAAGCCUUAGGAUCAGAUGAUGAUUAUGAUAUAUUAAAUUCAAAAUUUUCCCAAACGUUAAGAGAUAAAUCAAAGAGAAGAAAAUUACGAGAAAAGAAUAAAAAGUAUGGUAAGAGUUAUGAAGAAAGUUCAGAAGAGGAUGAAGAUGAAGGAUAUUCUAGUAUAGAUGAAAGUCAACUUGUGACACUUUCAGAAGCCUGGGAUAUGGAUGAAAAAGAUUUAAAACAAUCUAAGAAAUCAACCACUAAGAAUGAUAUAGUAUUAAAUGAUGAUGAUGAUGUGUGGGAAAGUGAAUCAUCUCCAGAUGAAGAUGAGGAUGAGGAUGAUGAAUCUGAAGAUGAUGAAGAAGUGGAUGAAGAUGAAGAUGACGAAGAAGAUAUCUUCAAGAAUGAUUCAGAAGAUAUUGAAGAUGAAGAUGGUAUCAACUUAUUAACUACUGUUUCCAAGCUUCAAUCAAGUUUAAAGAAACCAGAAAAGGAAAGAAGAAAAUUAGUAAGUGAAGCCACUGAUGAAAAUGAAUUCAACUUACCUACCAACGGUAACAAGCUUUCUCUUAAUGAUAUGCUUGCAGCUGUUGAUUCAUCCAUUUCAAAAGAUGCCAUUUUAAUCGAUGAUGAUUCCAAAGCUUUAUCUGCACCAUUACCCAAAAGAAUCCAACAAAGACAUGAUAGAGCUGUAGCGUAUGAAAUCACCAAAGAAGAAAUCAGUAAAUGGGAAGAUACCGUUCAACAAAAUAGACAAGCUGAAGUAUUAAAAUUCCCUCUUAAUCCAACUGUUAAACAUAAUGAUGCUGCCACUACUUUUAAAUCAGAUAAUGUUCCAACUACAGAAUUAGAAAAGAAAAUUAAUGAUGUAUUAAAGGAAUCUGCUUUGAUUGAUGAAAGAAAGGAAGCUACCUUUGAAGAAAUAGCCGUGGCUAAAUUAUCUCUUGAAGAUAUGCAAAAGAGAACUAAUGAAUUAAGAUUAAUGAGAGAAUUAAUGUUUAGAGAUGAAAAGAGAGCUCGUAGAAUUAAAAAGAUUAAAUCCAAACAAUUUCAUAAAAUAAAGAAGAAGGAAAGGUUAAGAGCUCAAGAAUUAGUAGAAGGGUCUGAUUUAGAAAGUGAUGGAGAAGAUCAUGAUAUGAAGAGAGCUCAAGAAAGAAUGUCUUUAAAACAUAAAACUCAAUCCAAUUGGGCUAAAACCAUGAUUAAAAGUGGGAUGUCUAAGGAUGCAUCUAGUAGAGCUGAAUUAGAAGAAAUGUUAAGACAAGGAGAAAAAUUAAGAUCAAAACAAUUAGGUCAUGAAGAAGGAGAUCAAAGUGAUGACGAUGUGAGUGAUAUUGAAAAAGAAUAUAAUAAUGAUAUUAAUAACGAUAGUAUUAAAAGUAAAUUAGGUAAAGGGGUAUUAGCUAUGGAUUUCAUGAAGAAUGCUGAAGAAAGAAAUAAACAAGAAAAUUUAAAACAAUUGGAAGAAUUAAGAAAAUUAGAAAUGGAUGGUGAUUUACAAGCAUUUGAAGAGAAUUCCGGUAUAGUUAAUAUAACCAAGAAUCAAGGGAGAAGAGUUUAUACCCCAAGUUCAAGUGGUAUGAAAGAUGAUAUUACUCAAUUGAAUGAAGAAUUAAGAGAAGAAAUUGAAGAUGAUGAAAGUAAGAAUUUAACUAAUAAAUUAAGUAAGAAAUUUAAUAUUAUUUCAAGUACGGUUACAUCCACCACAACUAAUAGUACCACCACCAAAGAUACUAUCAAAUCAGUACAAUCAGAAGUUGAUCAAGGUGAAGAAAUCAAUCCUUGGUUAACUGAAAAUUCAGAACCAAUUAAAAAAUCUCAUAAAAUCACUACUGUUGAUCAAGAUUCAUCUAAAUUAUCUAAAGCCGCUGCCAAGAUUGCUAAAAAGGCGUCUAAAAAACAUGGUAAAAAGACUGGUGAUGAUGAAUUAAUUGAUAUUGAUGAGACAUUGAAAGUCCUUACUACUCACCAAGGUCAAGAUUCUGAAAAUGAAGAAGAAGGAGAAGGUAUUUCUCAAGAUGAUUCUAAAAUGUUUAAACAAAAGGAAUUAAUAAAAGAAGCAUUUGCAGGUGAUGAUGUUGUUCAAGAAUUUGAAAUUGAAAAGAAAAGAGUAGCAAGAGAUGAAGAUGAUAAACAUGAAGAUGUGACCUUACCAGGAUGGGGAGAUUGGGCAGGAGGAUCCAAAAAGAAUAAAAAGAGAAAAGUUAUCCUUAAGAAGAUUGAUGGGGUAGUUCAACAGGAUAAGAGAAAAGAUAAACAUUUAAAGAAUGUGAUCAUAAAUGAAAAAGUGAAUAAAAAGAAUUUGAAAUAUCAAUCCAGUGAAGUUCCAUUCCCAUUUGAAUCUCGUGAACAAUAUGAAAGAUCAUUAAGAAUGCCCGUUGGUCAAGAAUGGACUUCAAGAGAAACUCAUCAAAAAUUAACCAUGCCUAGAAUCAUUACUAAACAAGGUACAGUUAUUGAUCCAUUAAAAGCCCCCUUUAAGUAAAGGUAGAUAAUUUUGCAUUCAUUUUGUACAUAUAUACAAUACAAAACAUUAAUAACAUAAGUCAUA